Labrus bergylta (ballan wrasse) is the source of this 2290-nucleotide messenger RNA. Its product is annotated as C-type lectin domain family 4 member M-like. Gene Ontology annotation, molecular function: signaling receptor activity. The record is from RefSeq and is a predicted model, not a curated record. NCBI's taxonomy places the organism in Eukaryota, Metazoa, Chordata, Actinopteri, Labriformes, Labridae.
AGGAGCUUCCUGUUAUCUGCACAAUAAAUAUAACUCUGCGUUAUCAUUCACGUCGAUGUUCAUUGUAAAUCAGCAUCUUUACGGGAAUGCAGUUGAAGUGAUACAGACUCCUUUCUGUCUCCUUUGAUUCAUGAUGGUUAGCACAAUGGAUCUGAUGGAGAUUGAUGACAACAUACAUAUGAAGAGGAACCUCACCAUGGAGGGCCUUGUGACAAAAGUUGAUUUUCAGAGAAGAAACCCUCCUUUCAGAUGUGUCUCCAUGGGUCUUGGACUACUAUGUGCUGUCCUGUUGGCUGGGAACGUAGGACAGUUUCUCAACUGUCACAUAUUCAACCAUAACAUGUCAGCAGCCCUGAUGCAGGCUGGUUACAGCACUGGAGCAGAUCAGCUUCAGGGCACCUCUAAUGCUUCAGCUGCAGAGAGAAAACAAUUCGAGGCCACAUUGAGUAACUUGACAAAAGAAAAAGACCAGUUGCAGACAAUCUAUGAUGACAUGCAGAAGAACUAUGAUGAACUUCGGAGAGGAAAGGAUGAGUUGCAGAGGAGUUACAAUUCACUGAAGAAUGACAAGGACCAGUUGCAAACAAGCUACACAAACUUGACCCGGAGUAAAAACCUACUUCAGAACAGAUACCAAUCACAGUCCACAGACAAAGAAGCAUUGCAAGGCCGUUACAAUACUUUGCAGAGGGAGAAAGAGCAGCUACAGACCAAUUAUGGCAAUCUUGCAACUGUUAAUGAUCAGCUACAGAAGAGCAUGGGAAAAGUUCAAGGUGACCUGACGAAAGAGAAAGACCGGCUGCAGCAAAGUUUGAACACCCUAACACAAGAGAAGAAUCAACUACAAACAAACUACAAUGACAUGCAGAACAAUCGUGACAACCUGCAAAGAGAAAAGAACGACUUGCAGACAUCGUUUAACAUGAUGAGAAUAAACAGGGAUAAGCUGCAGAGGAGUUACAAUUCACUGAAGAGUGACAAGGACCAGUUGCAAACAAGCUACACAAAUCUGAGCCAGACUAAAAACCUACUUCAGAACAGAUACCAAUCACUGUCCACAGACAAAGAAGCAUUGCAAGGCCGUUACAAUACUUUGCAGAGGGAGAAAGAGCAGCUACAGACCAAUUAUGGCAAUCUUGCAACUGUUAAUGAUCAGCUACAGAAGAGCAUGGGAAAAGUUCAAGGCGACCUGACGAAAGAGAAAGACCGGCUGCAGCAAAGUUUGAACACCCUAACACAAGAGAAGAAUCAGCUACAAACAAACUACAAUGACAUGCAGAACAAUCGUGACAACCUGCAAAGAGAAAAGAACGACUUGCAGACAUCGUUUAACAUGAUGAGAAUAAACAGGGAUGAGCUGCAGAGGAGUUACAAUUCACUGAAGAGUGACAAGGACCAGUUGCAAACAAGCUACACAAAUCUGAGCCAGACUAAAAACCUACUUCAGAACAGAUACCAAUCACUGUCCACAGACAAAGAAGCAUUGCAAGGCCGUUACAAUACUCUGCAGAGGGAGAAAGAGCAGCUACAGACCAAUUACAGCAGUUUAUCAACAAUUAAAGAUCAGUUAGAGAAGAAGAUCAACGAACUAUACGGGUCUUGUCAGACAGGCUGGACAAAGUUUGGUGGAAACUGUUACUAUGUAACAGUUGAAAAGAGAAACUGGGCUUCAAGCAGAGACUACUGCAUCAACCUCGGAGCUGAUCUGGCCAUCAUAAACAGCAGGAGUGAACAGUUAUUUGUCAAUGGGUUGCUGGGAUCAGGCGUAGAGGCCUGGAUUGGUCUGACUGACAGCUUUAAAGAGGGGACCUGGCAGUGGGUGGAUGGGACCCCCGUCACCACUACAUACUGGGAGGCUGGGCAGCCCAACAGCUACAGCGGGAACCAGGAUUGUGCAGAACUGAUGCAGAGGAGUCAAGUUGGAGAGUGGAACGAUGAAGGGUGUUCUUAUGCAAAUGUCUGCGUCUGUGAAAAAAUGAUAUCUGAUAACUGAUUAUACACUUACACAUCUCUAUCCAAAUGAUCACAUUUUAGUCUGUAGGCAGACAAAUCCUGUAGCAUUUGCUUUAAUAAUUCAAAACAAGUAAACCCUGAUGCAGUAACCUGUUAAAGAUUUCAUAUAAUGAACAUUCGGCUAUGUUGUACAAAACAGAUUUUGCUAUCAAUGACUUGUGCUGAUAUUGUAAUAUGUUGUGGCCUUUGGCAAAUCUUCAUGUUGCAUAUUUCCAUCUGCUUGGUGAAUCUGAAUGCAUGUAAAUUAAUGAUUAUUAAAGAUAAAAAAUGACAAUGA